Xylona heveae TC161 is the source of this 1575-nucleotide messenger RNA. RefSeq lists its product as hypothetical. The record is from RefSeq and is a predicted model, not a curated record. The transcript is spliced from 2 exons. Bases 1 to 1575 code for a protein of 524 amino acids. Lineage: Eukaryota; Fungi; Ascomycota; Xylonomycetes; Xylonales; Xylonaceae.
AUGUCGAUAACGCGACGUCUCCUUCGACGGGAGAUCACUUAUGAUUCUGCUAAGGGGAAGGAAGUAAAUAUUCUUCAUCAGUUGGGAUACUAUGAUCAGCGAAACCAGUUCUUUGCCCACCUCGAUGACAAUCACCUUUGGAUUCGGAAAGUGGUUGCGUACCAUCUAGGCUUGAAGUCCAGUACAGCAUGCCGCGUGGCAGAAGUGGAAGACUGGCUACAUGGAAGUUUCAACGUCUGCAUUCCCGUCGUCGUCCCUUCCUGGAAUGACAAACGUGUUCUUAUACGGUUCCCGCUUCCAUACCGUGUAGGCGAAGCUUUCAGGCCGGGAAAUGGCGAUGAAAAGAUCAGAUGUGAGGCGGGAACCUACGCCUGGCUUCAAGAAAAUUGCCCGGACAUCCCAAUUCCACUGCUGUACGGCUUUGCUCUCUCCACUGGGGAAACUUUUACCCGACUUGAAAAUUUGCCGGCCCUUACCCGAUGGUUCCAAAUCCUUCGUCGCAAGCUGUUAUCAUGGCUCGGAUAUCCAGCCCCUUCAAAGUAUCUUCGCCGUCAGACCACCAGCAUUCCCCCAAAUACCAUUGGUGCUGGAUAUAUUCUGGUCGAAUAUAUUGAAGAAACACAAGGUGUUAUGCUUUCCAACACAUGGGAAGAUGGCCAGCAUGAUACCAGACUACGUACAAACUUCUUCCGUGGUCUCUCCCGAAUUCUUCUAGAUAUGAGCCGGAUUCCUUGCCCUAGGAUUGGUUCAUUUAUCAUUGACAAUGACGGAUUCUUGAAGCUCGCAAAUCGACCACUGUCGAUUGAACUACAGCAAUUGGAGAAUGAGAAUAUCCCAACCGACAUAGGCCGUGACUACACAUAUUCCACAGUUGACUCCUAUGUGGUGGAUCUCCUUGGCGUUCAUGACAACCGCUUUCGGUAUCAACCAAAUGCUGUGAAUGAUCUUGGUGACUGUAUCCAUCAACUGUCUACGCUUACUGCAAUGCGGACUGUUUUCCACUCAUUUUUCCAAAGAGACUUUCGCCGUGGUCCUUUUGUUUUGUCUCUGAGUGAUAUCCAUCAAAGCAAUAUAUUUGUGGAUGCCGACUGGAAUAUAACCUGCCUGGUGGAUUUGGAAUGGGCGUGUUCAAGGCCGAUUGAACUGGUCAACACUCCUCAUUGGCUAACGAAUAAAGGUAUAGACCAGUUGGUCUCACCAGAAUACGAUGUUAUUCGAACAGAAUUCAUGACAAUUCUGUCGGAUGAGGAAGAGAAAAAAUCUUCUGCAACGCCAAGCAACAAUUUAUUGCCACGCCUCUCCAAUGUCAUGAACCGAAAUUGGGAAUCAGGAACGUUUUGGUAUACGUUGGCACUCUCUAGCCCUUCUGGUGUGUUCACUAUUUUUCGGGAGCACAUUCGGCCCUUAUUUUGCACAGACAACAUAGAGGAGUUCAAUUUGAUCAUGCCAUAUUUUUGGGGAAAGAGUAUGGUAUACACUGCAGGCUGCAAACUCGCAGAUAAGGAACAGUAUGAUGAGCAGCUCCAACAGGCAUUCGAGAAUACAUCUUUGGUUGGAAAAGACAACGUUCUGUGA